ACCGCACGCCUGUGCUCACCUCAACUUAAUCCCAACUUAGUCGUAACUUAAUUCGAAAAUAUAUACAAAAAAUUAACUUUAAACAGUGUCUAACUUGACAGUGAUGUAUAAAAGUGUGCUUUGUGUAAUCUAAGUGAGAGUUAAGUUAAAGUUUUGACUUAAGUUAGCGAGUGCAAAACUUUUUGUUUUGAUUUUGUUUUUUUUUGUUUGAUUAUGGUAGUGGAAUGUUUAAUUUUAAGUGUAGUGCUUCAUAUUUGUAUCAGUUAUGUGCUAUUUUCGUUUGAAUUGUGUUUUUAAGUUACGUCAUUUUAGAAUUCAGUAGAAGUGCAGUUUUGGAUACAUAGAUUUCUUUUAUCUCAAAAGUUGAUAGGAAACCAAACAAUUACGUAAAUCGUGUACAUUUAACGUGAACUUUUGAAAAUAACUGACAUAACGAUGUGUAAAAGUGACAGUGACAGUUCAAUAAUGUGACAGCUGUCAUUUUAAAGCAAUAUGGCGUCGUUUGGUGUGUUUCGGUUCCUCGUGCUGCUGGCUGCGUUAGUGUGGAUCCUGGCUGAGGAGAGGAAUGAGACACGGAAACUUUAUCCAUGGACCAAUGGCAGUUGGUUCAACAUGGGUCUCCUAGAAUUCGAGAAAUGGUCGAACCAGCCAUUCCUCUUUAAAGAAAAGUCCCGGUUUUGCGCCAGGCUCCGUGGACUCACGCCAGGCCAACGUCGAGUGUGUCGACGUCACAAGGACCAUAUGCCAGUUGUCAGUUCUGGAGUGAAGCAGGGAAUCUCUGAAUGCCAGUAUCAGUUCCAAGGUAGAAGGUGGAACUGCACUGUGACGGGGGACGAAACUGUAUUCGGACCAUUGACUUUGAUUGCAUCAAGAGAAACGGCAUUCACACACGCGAUUACAUCGGCCGGGGUGUCGCUCUCUGUGUCUCGGGCUUGCCGCGACGGGCGUCUGUCGAGCUGUAGUUGUAGCCGCGCCGCCAGACCACGGAACCUACACUCCGACUGGGUGUGGGGAGGAUGUGGCGACAAUCUCGAAUAUGGCUACAAGUUUACAGAAGUAUUCGUAGAUAUCAGAGAGCGAGAGCGCAAAGUAAAGCGAGGCAGUCGGGAGCAAGGCAGGCAGCUUAUGAACAGGCAUAACAAUGAGGCUGGAAGACGGGCGGUGAUAGCGAAGUCCCGUGUGACGUGCAAGUGUCACGGCGUGUCGGGCUCCUGCAGCCUUAUUACAUGCUGGCAACAACUGCCCACCUUUAGGGAGAUUGGUGACUUCUUAAAGGACAAAUACGAAGGGGCGACAGAAGUGAAAGUGUCUAGGAGAGGAAAACUGAGGCUCAGCAACCCACACUACACGCUGCCCACUGCACAGGACCUGGUCUAUCUCGAGGAGUCACCCAACUACUGCGUCAAGAACGAAACACUGGGAUCAUAUGGCACGACAGGCCGGCAGUGUAACAGAACGUCAUCAGGCAUGGAUGGCUGUGCCCUCAUGUGCUGCGGUAGAGGCUACAACACACGGCGAGUCACCGUCAAAGAGCGAUGCGGAUGCAAAUUCCAUUGGUGCUGCCGCGUAGAAUGUAACACCUGUGUCAAAACCACCGAGUUAUACACUUGUAAAUAGUUUUAUCUGCAAGCUACACAUGCUUCUCCAAUCGAAUCAACAAGUCUAUAAAUUGAAAUUGGUUAAAAUAUGAGGCUUACUCACAUAAACUUUCAAUAUACUUAUAAACCGUCUGCAGUUCAUGAUUAUAAGCCCCUAUGUUGUUUGAAACUGGUCGAGCGUCAGCAAACAGUUCACAGCAAGUCGUAUAUUUUAAUCAAUCUAAUACGCCUCACGAUAGUAAAUUCUUAUAAAUGAAAAUAUUUCUUUUAUCUAAUUUUUAUUUCAUACUUAUUAUACAGAAAUAAAUAGAUGUUUGAGAAACAAAUGUCUUGACGUGUCAACAUCUCGAUCUAUUGAUGAUACAUGUUAAUAUGUAUUAUAAUGGCUUUCCUAAUUUAAUCAGAAUCUCAAUUUUAUAUAUUAAAUUAUUUCUUGCAUAAUAAUUAUUUCUUAAUGUACUGCUCAUUAUUUAUUCUGUAGUUCUUUAUUCUACCUAUUUUUAAUAUCAGGUAGAUCAUAGACAUAAUUGUGAUAAAGCUUGAAGAGUACUUAAACUAGGUGUAAGUUUUGAAGUUUAUAAUAAUGGAGCGACUGUUGUUGUUUUAAAGUAGUUACGUUAUGUUACUGUAACUCGUAGGUAAUUAAUGUAAACCGUUAAAUACUCAUUAGCUAAUAAUUAUAUUAUCUAUUUCUACCAACUAUUUGUAAAUAGAAUAUUUUUAGUCCCUAAGUACAUCUCUGUUAAAUUAUUGCCAUUAAUUUGU
Molecule: messenger RNA, 2363 nt
Organism: Spodoptera litura
Lineage: Eukaryota; Metazoa; Arthropoda; Insecta; Lepidoptera; Noctuidae
Product: protein Wnt-5b
Biological process (GO): cell fate commitment; neuron differentiation; canonical Wnt signaling pathway
Cellular component (GO): extracellular region
Molecular function (GO): frizzled binding; cytokine activity
Source: RefSeq, a predicted model, not a curated record